Molecule: messenger RNA, 3459 nt
Organism: Dicentrarchus labrax (European seabass)
Lineage: Eukaryota; Metazoa; Chordata; Actinopteri; Moronidae
Product: synapse differentiation-inducing gene protein 1-like
Exons: 4
Coding region: 190-1116 (308 amino acids)
Biological process (GO): positive regulation of synapse assembly; synaptic vesicle clustering
Cellular component (GO): postsynaptic density membrane; intracellular membrane-bounded organelle; excitatory synapse
Source: RefSeq, a predicted model, not a curated record
GCGGGACUCUCUCUCUCCGUACGCGGCUCAGAGCGCACGGAAGGCGGCUGGAGGUCGGGGGAAGGGUCGGUGUGGAUCCUGGAUGUAUUGAUUGGAUGGACGCAGGUCUCGUGUCUCACCUUGGGAGGAGAGCUCAGCCUGCAAUGACCUCUGACCUCUGACCCCUCUGAGAGACACCUCUGAGGAAGGAUGGAGGGAGGAGAGGAGGCUGAAACCUCCUCGAAACUGGACAUAGCGUCACAGAGAGGAGCAGGAGGAGCUGGAGCAGGAGGAGCAGGAGGAGGAGGAGGAGGAGCUGGAGGAGGAGGAGGAGCUGGAGCAGGAGGAGCAGGAGGAGGAGGAGGAGGAGCUGGAGGAGGAGGAGGAGGAGCUGGAGCAGGAGGAGCUGGAGCAGGAGGAGCAGGAGGAGGAGACUCCUGCAGACAUAAUGGCCUGAUCAACACUCAGUGGUUGGGGGCGGAGCCUCGGGAGGCGCUGCUGUUGCUGUACUCUGCUCCUCACUAUCAGGGUCAUGUGCAGGAGAGGAGCAGCGGAGGAACUCCUCCUCCUCAGCUCCUCGACCCAAGCGCUCUCCUCCCUCACCAGGCGGUGCUGGAGCCGCGCCUCAGGCCCCCCCCCGGCCUCUUCCUGUGCCCAGAGAGCGUCCUGCGGGCGUGGGGGGAGGCCGGGGGAGGCGACUGCUGCGAGACCACCUUCAUCGAGGGGCUCGACACCUCCUCCUCCUCCUCGGGGAAGUUUGUGGACUUUGGUGACGAGGAGGCGAAGAUUCACACGCUGUCCUACGACAUCGAGGACGAAGACGAGUUCCAGGAGCUCGAGAGUGAUUACUCCAGUGAAUCAGAGAGUGAGGAUACCUUCCUGUUGAUGCCUCCCAGAGAUCACCUGGGCCUCAGUGUCUUCUCUAUGCUCUGCUGCUUCUGGCCGCUCGGCAUCGCUGCCUUCUACCUGUCACAUGAGACCAAUAAGGCGGUGUCUAAAGGAGACUUCCACGUGGCGAGCUCCAGUUCGAGGCGGGCUCUCUUCCUGGCCGUGCUGUCAAUCACCAUUGGGACAGGUAUCUAUGUGGGCGUGGCUGUGGCGCUCAUCGCCUACCUGUCCAAGAACCACCACUGGUAGCCCCGUCGCCGGGGAGUGAAAUUACCCAUCAGACACUGGGAAUGUGUCUGGGAUGUUGGAGGCCGGCUCUCAGGUGAGGUCGGCCCCGUGGCGAUGAGCUGGAGGACGACUUCCUGUUUGCAGACGCCUUAACGUCGCUGGUCUGGAUGGACAGGUGGACUGUGUGUCAGGUGGUUCUGGACUGAAACCACAUUAUUAUUAUUAUUAUUAUUAUUAUUAUUAUUAUUAUAAUAAUAAUAAUUUCAGAGACAGAUGAUUGAAUUGUUUCUUCAGAAUUUGGAACAAAAACUCAUUUUGGGAAUAAAGACGUUUUGAGAUGGCUCAUAAAGGGCGAUUGGGUCACGUGACCAAAGCUGGAAAAUCAUCUGCAGUGACUGAAAAACAGAAAUGUACGGAGGCCCUGAGGGGCCACUGCUGAUCCAUUAUCUAAGAGUGAUCUCAAUCUCCAGUGUUUGCUUCCUCACAUUGUAGGGAUACAGCAGCCAAUAGCAGCUAGCGCUAUGAGCUAGCAUCAGUGUCUACCCAGCGUCUGUGUUCGAUCCCGGUCCGGCUGCUGAGCCCGGUUCUGUGGCCCGCUAACGGCAGAUACAGUUAACAGCAGUUAAUAAGCAGUUAGCUACUUUAGCUGAAGCUAUCUGUCCAUCAGGAAACUGUUAAUCUCAGAGAGUGAGUUUAGCACUAUGCUAACAAAAACCUUUAGAAGUGUCUCGGAGCUGCUUGAGAUAAAGAAACUGCUCUCAGUACCAAUACUUGUGUCCGCACCGCGCACGCCGCGGCGCACCGCGCACGCCGCGGCGCACCGCGCACACUGUGCACUGAUACUGAUGGGCUAGCUAGUAGAGGUUAGCUUGAGAGUGAAAUGCUAGCUAAGAUAAGAUGUUCCUUUAUUGAUCCCUCGUAGUUGAAAUUCAAAGUUCAUCGCUGACUCAUUAGCUAAUUUAGAUCAAUCAUUAGUUAGCCAGCGUUUCGCUAACAGAUGCAACUUUUUAGCUAAUGAUUAGCUAGCUAGUUACUUAGUAAGCUAACUUGCUACAGAGCAGAAUGCUAACUAGCUAACUAGCUAAUGUAGCUCUGCAGUAGGUGUUUGUACUCAGUGAGGUCAUAGGUUGUCUGUAACGACCCUCACAAACACUCCGGCGGCGUCCGAAGAGAGACAGCGUUUGAUUGGACGCAGCAUUAGUAAACGCCCCCGAGUGCAGGAUGAGUCAUCAAUUACUUUUAUUGAUUAUCAGGAAACUCUAAAAUACCUUUAAGAACACCUGAAGACACCUGAACCAGGACUUCCUGUCCCUGUUGGACAGACACUGGAGGAGACGGACAGAGACAGGAGAUAAUAAUAUCACAUGUCAGCCUCUUGUGGACAGAAUGAGAAUUACAACAACAAACACUCAUUUGCCUCUCAGGGCUUCCGUAGAGAGGCAGAAAAAAAUAAAAAUAAAAUGACACUGGAAGUAGAAGAGACCAGUGUGCUCAGAUGUUCUGGAUCAUGGAUUCUGGAUCAGUGCUGGACUGCCUGGUCCCUGUUUGUGUACAUCAACAAACAAACAAACAAACUGUUGUUUCUUUUCCUCUGUGGAUUCAUUUGUUUCUGUGCAGAUGUUUAUGGUGAAGAUCUAAUAAUGUGCGACCCGUCAGACCGGCCUCAGAAAAGACCUGCAGACCUUACUGAGAGCUCCAGGUCUGACCACAAUCACCGCCAGACCCGGGUCCAGAACCCCCUACUGGGCUGGGCUUAAUGUUUACAGGGCGGAGCUCUGACAGGAAGCUGGUUUACGCUGCUGUCUCUCGUUUGCUGGGUCACGUUUCCCAAAAACCAGCCUGAUGCUAAGCUAACGGACACUAAGCUAAUGGACAGUAGACGGUGCAAGCUUCCUGUCCGUCUGAGCGGCCAAUCAGGUCCUCUCUCUGCAUCCAGACCGACCAAUAGCAGCUGUCUCCAGAGUACGUUCACAUCCAACGUACACGUUGUUUACUCAAGUAGAAGUACAAAUACUCCAAAAUAUAAAGUAAAAGUACGUAGUUAGAUAUUUCUACUGACUGUUUAUAGUGGAUGAAGGUGCGGACAGAUUCAGAGACUGGUGAAGUUAAGUUGGUUUAAUUCCAAAAAGGGUGGCAAUGGCGAUGAUGAUAAGAUAGCUGGUUGGUUGGUUGGUUUACUGGUUGGUUGGCUGGCUGGUUGGUUGGCUGGUUGGCUGGUUGGUUGGUUGGUUGGUUGGUUGGCUGGUUGGUUGGCUGGUUGUUGGCUGGUUGGUUGGUUGGCUGGUUGGCUGGUUGGUUGGUUGGUUGGUUGGUUGGCUGGUUGUUGGCUGGUUGUUGGCUGGUUGGUUGGCUGGCUGGUUGGUU